GUGUUAUAAGACAUUUUAUAGCAUCCGUGAUCCUUAAGAAAGCCUCAAUAUUUAUGGCACAGGCUCUUGGCCAGCACUUAUAAAUGAUGAUACUGCACCGUCUAACACUUAUAGAUUUCAAAUAGUUGAAUGCUUUUCUUUUGACUCUCAAAUUGCACUAAAUAACACUCGUACUAUAUUUCCAUCCCAUUAGAAAAUCGAAAAGAUGAAGUUCCUUACGUCGUUGGUGUUGCUCGCCGGGGCAGUAUUUGCACUUCCCGCCCCCAGUCAGCCCGAGUGGUUAGCCCCGAUACGUGAGCCGGUUGACGGGGCAGUGGGAAAUCGAUGGUUAGUCAUGCUCAAGCAAAACCACACCCUGGAGGAGCACUUCAAGACUAUCGGGGUCGACCUUUCCAAGGAGACCGAGGAUCACUUCAAAUAUUUCAAACUCAUAAACACCUACGGCAUCACUCUGCCUGACCGAAAGAUUCUCGAAGAUAAGAUUCGACAUGAUCCGGGCGUUAAAGCUAUUGAAGCGAGUCAAACUGUAACGGCAUAUGACAAGGACGACAAAAAGAAAACCUCGUACAACACCAUCUCAAUAUGAGCCACUUGACGUAAAAUAGCUAGUUAACUGUUGCCUUAUCUUUUCUUAG
Hypoxylon fragiforme is the source of this 635-nucleotide messenger RNA. RefSeq lists its product as uncharacterized. The record is from RefSeq and is a predicted model, not a curated record. Bases 206 to 586 code for a protein of 126 amino acids. NCBI's taxonomy places the organism in Eukaryota, Fungi, Ascomycota, Sordariomycetes, Xylariales, Hypoxylaceae. The transcript has 2 exons.